Messenger RNA from Lates calcarifer (barramundi perch), 1401 nucleotides. Its product is annotated as OX-2 membrane glycoprotein. The coding region runs from base 210 to 1025 and encodes 271 amino acids. Lineage: Eukaryota; Metazoa; Chordata; Actinopteri; Centropomidae. The record is from RefSeq and is a predicted model, not a curated record. The transcript has 5 exons. Gene Ontology annotation, molecular function: cell-cell adhesion mediator activity.
UAUGUUAGUCUCCCUGACAGUCUCAUGACAGAUUGUCACGGAUAUAUAUUUUGGUAAAAUAUAUUUAUGCUGCUUAUGUUUCAUUUUAGAACAAAUUAGUUCUAGAAGUUAUUGGCUGAUUGUACAAAUCAGUGUGUGUUUUUGAUUUAUACACAGGCCUGUGUUUAUUCUAGUGACAGUUUGAUUUACAAUCCCCACAGAGAAGAACGAUGGCACAUGGUGCAGUUCUUUAUCUGCUUUUUGUCUUUGGAGUUGUCUCAAAAGGUCUAACAGCUGUGGUCCAGACACAGCAGACUGUGGUGGCAGCAGUGGGAGAAGAGGCUCAUUUAAACUGUCACCUAAUACAGUUUGAAGACAUUCUUCAGGUCACAUGGCAGAAAGUUUUACCUGAAGGGGAGAUUAAUUUUGCCACCUACAACAACUUCUUUGGACAAAAUGUGAAUCCUAACUUCACAGACAGAGUGGAGAUUAAAGAUGGUGAACUGCAGAACAGCUCCAUCGUUAUCAGGAAGCUGAUGGAGCAGGAUGAAGGCUGCUAUCUCUGUCUGUUUAACUGCUACCCUGAUGGAGCUCUCACUGGUAGAACCUGCCUCCAACUCUAUGAGCUGCAUGAACCCAUUCUCCAUGUGAGAGAAUCAGACUCUGCUGAAGAGUCAGUUGUGUCCUGCUCGGCCACAGGACGACCUGCUCCAACAGUAACACUGACUGUCACACAACCACACCUCUCACACCACAACACUGUCAGAGUCAACAACACCAACGGUACAGUCACUGUCACCACCACAGCUGAGCUGGCACGUUCCCAUGACAACAGUGCACAGGUUGGAUGUGCAGUGCGAGUGCUCUCUGUUCAGAAAGAGGUGUUUCUGAUGAUUCCUGAGCUCAAACAGACGUCUGCUGAUGGUUUACCUCUGAUCAUUGUGUUGAUUGUGGUCUUGGUCUUUGUUUGCUGUGUUACUGCAGUCCUCUCUCUCCUUAUACGAAGACAAAAGAACAGGUGGUCACACAGGAACACAGGCAGAUGAAUGAGGUGCAACUCACAACAAUCAAAGACACUCAUGAAUAAAACAUUAACAUAUUAUUAUCAUUCAUUUGCAUCUUUAUGAUCUGUUGCUUUUUGUUGCUGUUGAUUUUAUUUUGUCUCUGAGGGGAUUUCAGUCUGUGUAACUCACACACUCUGUAAAUGUGUAAAUGAAUCUGUAAGAGCAGGUGUAUGAUUAUAGAUAGGUUUAUGUUUUUAUACUGUCUUAUCUUUAUAUUAUUACUGUAAGUAUUUUAAAACAUCUCUCUUUACAUUUUCUGUUUUUAAAAAAUUAUAUAUAACAUUUAAGCCAUUAUUGUUACAUUGAUGAUUUGUCUGCAAAACCAAUCCAGCUGUUUUUAUUAAAUAAUUGCAUAUCA